Messenger RNA from Endocarpon pusillum Z07020, 1119 nucleotides. RefSeq names its product Ribosome-interacting GTPase 1. Gene Ontology annotation, cellular component: cytoplasm. The transcript is spliced from 2 exons. Gene Ontology annotation, molecular function: GTP binding; GTPase activity. Gene Ontology annotation, biological process: cytoplasmic translation. Bases 1 to 1119 code for a protein of 372 amino acids. NCBI's taxonomy places the organism in Eukaryota, Fungi, Ascomycota, Eurotiomycetes, Verrucariales, Verrucariaceae. The record is from RefSeq and is a predicted model, not a curated record.
AUGGCGACUACAGUGGACAAGAUCAAGGAAAUUGAAAGUGAAAUGGCAAAGACGCAGAAAAAUAAGGCCACGUCAUUUCACCUGGGACAACUCAAAGCAAAACUUGCAAAAUUAAAACGAGAACUGCUCACCCCUACUUCUAGUGGAGGUGGAGGAGGAUCUGGCUUUGAUGUUGCCAGAACCGGUGUGGCCUCGGUGGGCUUCAUCGGCUUUCCCUCUGUGGGAAAGAGUACGUUGAUGAGCAAGCUGACCGGACAACACUCCGAAGCAGCGGCCUACGAGUUCACAACCUUGACCACAGUCCCAGGACAAGUCUUGUACAAUGGAGCGGCUAUACAAAUGCUGGAUCUGCCUGGUAUUAUUCAGGGCGCAAAAGACGGAAAAGGGCGAGGUCGUCAAGUCAUCGCGGUAGCAAAGACAUGUCAUUUGAUUUUUAUUGUGUUGGACGUCAACAAACCUCUGACGGAUAAGAAAGUCAUCGAGAACGAACUUGAAGGUUUCGGCAUCCGUAUAAACAAAGAGCCGCCGAAUAUCGUGUUCAAGAAGAAGGACAAGGGCGGCUUAGCCAUCACCAGCACUGUUCCCUUGACGCAUAUAGACCACGACGAAAUCAAGGCAGUCAUGAACGAGUAUCGAAUUGCCUCAGCCGAUAUUGCGAUCAGAUGUGAUGCCACUAUCGAUGAUCUCAUAGACGUCCUCGAAGCGAAGAGUCGAAGCUACAUCCCAGUGAUAUAUGCUCUUAACAAGAUCGACGCAAUCUCCAUCGAGGAGCUUGACCUCCUCUAUCGCAUUCCAAAUGCCUGUCCGAUUAGCUCUGAGCAUGGGUGGAAUAUUGACGAGCUACUUGAGCAGAUGUGGGAAAAGCUCAAACUGAAACGUGUUUACACCAAACCCAAGGGCAAGCAACCAGAUUAUACCGCGCCGGUGGUUCUCAGACAAAAUGCGUGCACGGUUGAAGAUUUCUGCAAUGCCAUCCAUAAGACCAUUGUGGAGCAGUUCAAACAAGCCAUCGUUUAUGGACGCUCAGUGAAACAUCAGCCUCAGAGAGUUGGAUUGUCGCAUGAGCUUGCAGACGAAGACAUCAGUAAGUUUGACGAGAUGGUGCUCCCUUAUAAGUGA